AUGACCGCGCAGCCAUACACCAGAUCAGUGAUACCGCGGUUGCUGAACGCAGCCAAAACAGUCAUCCCCAUCUACUGGAAGCAGGCGAACACACCCCCGAUAACACGAUGGCUAGAGGAAGUGGAAACCACUAGGAAAUUUGAAGACCUAAUGGCAAACACUCCGAAACUUCGAGACCGAUAUACCACACGCUGGUUCCACUGGAUACGAUUAACCGCAUCAAACGACUUUCAACGCCGCCUGGCCACACGGUAA
Messenger RNA from Pelobates cultripes (western spadefoot toad), 255 nucleotides. NCBI's taxonomy places the organism in Eukaryota, Metazoa, Chordata, Amphibia, Anura, Pelobatidae. The record is from the annotation of a GenBank genome assembly.